Cicer arietinum (chickpea) is the source of this 658-nucleotide messenger RNA. RefSeq lists its product as uncharacterized. The record is from RefSeq and is a predicted model, not a curated record. NCBI's taxonomy places the organism in Eukaryota, Viridiplantae, Streptophyta, Magnoliopsida, Fabales, Fabaceae.
ACUGGCUCUACCGAGAUGAGAAUGAGAAGAAGAAAAAGACAUAUCAAACAGAGUAUCGCUAAAGAAAAUCAGCAAUGGCGUCGUCGAAUCUGAGCCCAGCGUUUGCAUACACGGUGCUCUACGUAAAAGACGUAGCCGAAUCCGUAGCUUUCUAUGUCAAAGCCUUUGGCUAUUCCGUUCGUCGCUUAGACGAAUCUAAUAGAUGGGGUGAGUUGGAAAGCGGACACACAACAAUCGCAUUCACUCCAAUCCAUCAACAUGAGACUGAUGAUCUCACCGGUGCUGUCCACACCGCUCGAUCUAAACAAGAAAGACCACCGGUCGAGAUUUGUUUCAUUUACACUGACGUUGAUGCUGCUUACAAGAGGGCGGUGGAGAAUGGGGCGCUGGCGGUGAGUCAGCCGGAGGUGAAGGAGUGGGGGCAGAAGGUUGGGUACGUCAGAGAUAUUGAUGGUAUCGUCAUCAGAAUGGGAAGUCAUGUCAAGCCAGCAAAGCUAGAUUAACAAAUUAAACAUGCUAUUAAUUAUGUUUAUGUUUAUGUUUCUGUGAAUUUAUAAACAAAUGCCACCGUAUAUUAUGGUAAAAUUACUUAUUAGUUACUAAAAUAAAAUUAUCAACUGCAGACAGCAAUAGAUGAAUUAUCAACUUACAUUAAUUA